CAUGCUCAACAGUGUAGUCACCUUGUAGAAAACCUUCAGCCCGACACUGCUAAUGCUGUCAUCUGCAGGUAAAUAAAGCUCUCUGUUUUUCUGUAUUUAUUCCACACAUAGUUCCACAUAUUGUAUUCUUUGAUUUAUGGUAUCAUUUACAAUCUGGCUGUUUUGAUAUUCAAGUUUAAAGUUUUGGGAUAAUGGGUCUACAGAAUUAUUUCAAAGAAAGACAUUGUGCAGCCAAGUUUCUUUCAAUCGAGUUUUUUUAAUUCAUGUACUACAUUUCCGCUAUGAACACACAUAUAUUAAAAGGUAUUUUUAUGAAAUGUAAAAAAUGACACGACUUCAUGACUAUCAUUGUCGAAGAUAAGAAGUUAGAGCUGGUAUGCAAAGGAACACACCUUCCCAUGUGUUACCACCUACUAGAAUUUAUCUGGAAUAUUUUUUCACUUUUUUUUAUCAAGCAUAACCAUCUACCCAGUGCCACUGGUUGAAUACUGUUUUGAUAUUUAGCCAUUUUUGUGAGCACUAGGCUGUUAUAACAUGCUUGUACUUGCUUUUAAUGGGUUUUUCCAUUUCUGCUCUUUGUUGGAAAGGUAAUCUAAGAACCACAAACAUGUUUUUGUGUAAACAUGGGGGCUCUGUGUUUUAUUUGGUGAUGCAGCAGUUUUUGCUUUUGGCUGAUCUGUUUUAUUUCAUCUCUACAUUCCUUUUUCUUAUUUUACUGUUAGAUCAUAUAGCUCUUUUUUUCCAGUAGCAAUUAAAAAUUCAGGCCUGGGUUUUUCACAAAUACAUAAUAAUUAUUAAGGGAUGGGGUGAUGUAAGUGGGUAAUUAGUUGUCCCGUGUGUAAGAAUUGCCGCAGGGCAUUACAAUUGUUUAUGAGCUUUGUGAAGUUGCUCCUGUGCAAGAACACAACACUUACCCACCAGAGAGGUAUGUAUCCAAACUUUAAAUCCGUAUUGGUCUUUUCCCUGUAAUGUUUUCCUCAUACGUGUAUGCUCUCUUAUUUCAUUUUCAGGCUCCCUUUUGGGUUUUGACGAUGUGUAGCAUGAAAGGAAAAAAGGGCACACUUGUAAUGCGACGGCUGAUUCUCUGGGUUUUGUUGACCAACAUCAUACUGGUGCUGUACUGCUUGACAAACUCAACCAAAGUGAAGAUUAGGGGCUUCCAAGAAGACACCUGUCCUCUCAGUAUGGUCAAAUUAUUGAAGCAAAAUGUGACCACGCCUGCUCAAAGCACAAAAUCCCAGUCAGAAGAGUGCUCCCCCACAGUGGACAUCAUGUUCAUGAAGACCCAUAAAACUGCUAGUAGCACUUUACUCAACAUCCUCUUCAGAUUUGGGGAAAAGCACAAGCUUAAAUUCGCCUUCCCUGAUGGACGCAAUGACUUCUUUUACCCAUCGCCCUUCCGGUGCUCCCAGGUGAAGGACUACAGGCCUGGAGACUGUUUCAAUGUUGUUUGUAACCACAUGCGCUUUGACCAUCAAGAAGUAGCCAAGCUCCUGCCUACAGAUGCUGUGUACAUCACCAUCCUACGUGACCCCGUGGAUCUCUUUGAGUCAUCCUUUCAUUACUAUCACAGAGCAGUUCCUCUCACGUGGAGGAUCAAUGGAAUUGACAAACUGGCAGAGUUUCUAAACAGUCCUCAGACCUUCUACAGCCCAGACGCUUUCAACUCAUUUUAUCUUAAAAAUCUGCUCUUUUUUGACUUUGGUUUUGAUAACAAUCUGGAGGCUGAUGAUCCUCGUGUAAUGAGGCAUAUUCAUUACUUAUCGAAACAUUUUGAUCUGGUUCUCAUAUCAGAAUAUUUUGAGGAGUCUCUUAUCCUGCUUAAGGACACACUUUGUUGGACCAUGGAGGACAUCCUGUUCUUUAAACUCAAUGCUCGGAGGAGCUCAUCUGUGUCUCGACUGACCCCUGAGUUGAGAGCCAAAGCUUUACAAUGGAACGGGGCUGACUGGAGACUCUAUAAGCACUUUAAUGCAACCUUCUGGGCCAGAGUGGAGGCGUACGGGAGAGAAAGAAUGAAACAGGAGGUAAACGAGCUAAGGAGGAAAAAUGCGGAGAUGGAGGCCAUUUGCAUUGAGGAUGAAGGUGCAGUUGAAGCCCAAAAGAUUCAGAACAGGCGUUUCCUGCCCUGGCAGCCACUUGGAGAAUCUUCCAUCCUCGGGUACAACAUGAAGAAAAAUACUGAUCCCAAAUACAGGACAAUCUGUGAAAAAAUGCUCACACCUGAAAUACAAUACUUAUCAGACCUGGGCGUAAGCCUGUGGCUUACUAGACUAUGGGGUUGGUUAAAAGAUGCUGUUUUUAUAGUUGAACUUUGAUUAAAAUGCAACAUGGGUUGCUGGAUAAAUUGUCAAUUUAAAACACUUUUUAAUAAAUUACUUUUUAUAGCUUUUAUUUUGAGUGAUACUUAUUCCAUUUUUUUUUUUACCUGAAUUCUCAUUUGGCAGCAUGGAAUGUGUUACACUCAAAAAACAUUUACCAAAUAGAUCUGCAGAUGGUUCUUCGUUCUAUCCGAUACCUCAUCAUCUGUUGGCCAUUCAUUGCUUCUCACAGUUUGUUGUAUCUUUCAACAUUUUGCACUACAUAAAGAAUUCUAAACUGUGUGUUUACACUCUUUAAAAUGGCACAAUAAUAUUCCUCUAUGUUGUUGUAAGUAUUCUGAAGUUCAUAUUUGUCUCCCCGGUAAGAUUUUCAUAGUUAACGUUUCAGCAAUAUUGUGCAAAGCUUAUUUGCUCGAUUGUCCACUGCAAGCACAAAUGUUUCUGCUCUAAGUUUUCUAUUUCAGGAGACAUAACGGAACAUAGUUGCUGUGGGCUCUGGUGCUUUUUGUUGAGGCAACAGGAUUCAAAACAGAGUGUGACAGCCACCAGUGAUCAAUGAGUGACAGCUAUACUGUUGUUCAAAUUACAAUUCUUACUCAGUGUUAGUGUGCCUCCUAGAGGCCUGAAGCUCAGGUGUAGUUGUAUGCAGCGCAUUUCAAUGGUAGUGGCAUUGCCUUACCCUAGUUUACAUAACAUAACCUCGUCAUUGACAUUUCUGUCAACAUUUAAAAGCUUUAUCAUUAUAUGUGGAGAGAAGUUGAGUUUAACAAAUUAAUUUUUGUCAUCACAGUAUCUGUGGCACAUAAGGCCUUGUCUGUAGAACCCAUCUUGAACAAAGAUGCUUUCUCUGCAUUGUGAAAAAUAAGUUAAAAAAAGUUAGUUCUUGGGGUAAAAGUAAUAACUUAUGUAGGUGCUUGAAGCUACAAAAGCUGACACAUGGUAGCUGUUUGCAGACCUUAUGUAGUGUUGUGUGCUUCAGAAGCAUCAUUUGAAUACACUGCAGCAAAACUGAUACUUGUAUAUGUUACUGGUAUAACUGAACUCUGCCAGCCUGGCAGUGAUGCUCUUUGUAAACUUGCUUCAAAAUAUACUAUGUAAACAUGUUAUUACUGUAUGACAUUGCAUUACUCAUUAGUCUGUCAUAAAUGUUAUUAUGUCAAAACCUAUUAAACAGCUGCUGGCAUAUGAAAGCACACAAGUAUCCAUCCCUUGUAUAUUCUGAAAGCUCGCAAACAUAGCAAAUGGAAAUGCUUCAGUUUUACUAGAAACAACUCCUUCAAUCAAAAACCCUUCUUUGUUCUUUCACCAAGUACUCAGCUGAUCUGUAUAUGAAGCUAAUGACACACUUUAAGAUAACAUAAUGUGGCUACAA
This is a messenger RNA of Morone saxatilis (striped sea-bass), 3693 nucleotides long. RefSeq names its product galactose-3-O-sulfotransferase 1b (gene gal3st1b). The transcript has 2 exons. Bases 969 to 2318 code for a protein of 449 amino acids. Gene Ontology annotation, molecular function: galactosylceramide sulfotransferase activity. NCBI's taxonomy places the organism in Eukaryota, Metazoa, Chordata, Actinopteri, Moronidae. The record is from RefSeq and is a predicted model, not a curated record. Gene Ontology annotation, biological process: galactosylceramide biosynthetic process; myelination. Gene Ontology annotation, cellular component: membrane.